AUCUCAUUAUCAUUCGCAGAGAGAGAGAGAGAGAGUGAGGGAGAGAGAGUGAGGCUUCUUCUACCCAGAUUUGUUUCAUUUUAACCAAAGAAGAAUCUCUCACAAAUGGCGUCAAGAGCAAUUGUUCAACAACAACAAGCCAGAGGUGAAGCAGUAGUAGGGGGAGGAAAACAGCAGAAGAAGAACGGUGUUGCGGAUGGAAGGAACCGCAAGGCAUUGGGUGACAUUGGGAAUUUGGCCAAUAUAAGAAGUGCCGUUGAAGUCAAGCCAAAUCGCCCUAUCACAAGGAGUUUUGGUGCGCAAUUACUUGCCAAUGCACAAGCGGCAGCAGCUGCUGGGAAUAACAAGAAACAAGCUUGUGCUAAUGUGGCUGGUCCUCCUGCUGUUGCCAAUGGAGGAGUUGCGGUGGCCAAAAGAGUGGCCCCCAAACCGGGUCCGAAGAAAGUGACCGUGACUGUAAAACCUAAGCCUGAAGAAGUCAUUGACAUUGAAGCUAGUCCAGAUAAGAAGGAGGUCCUGAAAGACAAGAAGAAUGAAGGAGAUGCCAACUCCAAGAAGAAAUCACAACACACUCUUACUUCAGUGCUCACUGCAAGAAGCAAGGCGGCAUGUGGCAUAACUAACAAACCAAAGGAGCAGAUCAUUGACAUUGAUGCUUCUGAUGUUGACAAUGAACUUGCUGCUGUGGAGUACAUUGAUGACAUUUACAAGUUCUACAAACUUGUUGAGAACGAGAGCCACCCCCACGACUACAUUGAUUCACAACCUGAAAUAAAUGAGAGGAUGAGAGCUAUUCUGGUUGAUUGGCUGAUAGACGUUCACACCAAGUUUGAACUUUCUCUAGAGACCCUUUACCUGACCAUCAACAUAAUUGAUCGGUUUUUAGCAGUUAAGACAGUUCCAAGGAGGGAACUGCAAUUGGUUGGCAUCAGUGCCAUGCUGAUGGCAUCCAAAUAUGAAGAAAUCUGGCCCCCUGAGGUUAAUGACUUUGUGUGCCUCUCAGAUAGGGCUUACACUCAUGAACAGAUACUGGCCAUGGAGAAAACCAUAUUAAAUAAGCUGGAAUGGACUUUGACUGUGCCUACACCUUUUGUUUUCCUAGUUCGUUUUAUCAAGGCAGCGGUCCCAGAUCAGGAGUUGGAAAACAUGGCUCAUUUUAUGUCUGAGUUGGGAAUGAUGAACUAUGCAACCUUAAUGUACUGCCCAUCAAUGGUUGCUGCCUCAGCAGUGUUUGCAGCAAGAUGCACUCUGAACAAGGCUCCCCUUUGGAAUGAGACACUUAAGCUGCACACUGGUUACUCACAAGAGCAACUCAUGGAUUGUGCUAGACUAUUGGUGGGGUUCCAUUCCACUCUUGGGAAUGGAAAACUUAGGGUUGUGUACAGAAAGUACUCUGACCCUCAGAAGGGUGCAGUUGCUGUGCUCCCACCAGCUAAACUUCUGCCUGAAGGCUCUGCUUCCCAACAUAGUUGAAAGAAGAAAAGGUGGGGAGGAGCAGUGAUAAUAUAGAGCCUUUUAUGAUUCAGCAAAUUUGUAUUUUUAUUUUCACAAGGUACAAGAGUUGAUUUUUAUAUAAGUUGCAAGUUGUGCACUUGCCAAUUGUCACAAUAUCAUAUCUAACUUCUAUAAUGGGGUUCACGUUCCAUGAGUGUGCAACCAGGUUGCAGUUAUAUACAAUGUGUCCAUUGUUAAAAAAUCUUUGUUGCUAA
Glycine soja is the source of this 1709-nucleotide messenger RNA. Its product is annotated as G2/mitotic-specific cyclin S13-7. The transcript is spliced from 9 exons. NCBI's taxonomy places the organism in Eukaryota, Viridiplantae, Streptophyta, Magnoliopsida, Fabales, Fabaceae. The coding region runs from base 106 to 1473 and encodes 455 amino acids. The record is from RefSeq and is a predicted model, not a curated record. Gene Ontology annotation, molecular function: cyclin-dependent protein serine/threonine kinase regulator activity. Gene Ontology annotation, biological process: regulation of cyclin-dependent protein serine/threonine kinase activity; mitotic cell cycle phase transition. Gene Ontology annotation, cellular component: cytoplasm; nucleus; cyclin-dependent protein kinase holoenzyme complex.